AUGUGCGACUAUAGUUUCAGUAUUCCCGAUGGCCUUGAUAUGCAAUCCGAGCGACAGCGAACUGAUUCUGAAAACCUGGUCAACCACCACCCGGCGGGGCCGGAACUAUUCACACGGCAAGAAUACACGGCAAGAAUGUGUCUGAGAGGCAUGGUCAUGAUCAUCAGCACAAAUUCCACCUCCAAAUCCUCCUCCAAGUCCUCCUCCCAAUCCUCCUCCAAGUCCUCCUCCAAAUCCUCCUCCAAGUCCUCCUCCAAAUCCUCCUCCAAGUCCUCCUCCAAAUCCUCCUCCAAGUCCUCCUCCAAAUCCUCCUCCAAGUCCUCCUCCAAAUCCUCCUCCAAGUCCUCCUCCAAAUCCUCCUCCAAGUCCUCCUCCAAAUCCUCCUCCAAGUCCUCCUCCAAAUCCUCCUCCAAGUCCUCCUCCAAAUCCUCCUCCAAGUCCUCCUCCAAAUCCUCCUCCAAGUCCUCCUCCAAAUCCUCCUCCAAGUCCUCCUCCAAAUCCUCCUCCAAGUCCUCCUCCAAGUCCUCCUCCGUAUACCCCCCCUAA
Molecule: messenger RNA, 546 nt
Organism: Puccinia triticina
Lineage: Eukaryota; Fungi; Basidiomycota; Pucciniomycetes; Pucciniales; Pucciniaceae
Exons: 2
Coding region: 1-546 (181 amino acids)
Source: RefSeq, a predicted model, not a curated record